Molecule: messenger RNA, 2160 nt
Organism: Funneliformis mosseae
Lineage: Eukaryota; Fungi; Glomeromycota; Glomeromycetes; Glomerales; Glomeraceae
Source: the annotation of a GenBank genome assembly
AUGAACACAACACAAACAACACAACCGUUCUACAAAUUACCAAAAUCGUCACAUAUAGAAGAAAACCCACCAACCAACAACGGUUUUCAAACUUCCCCCACAAAUUACAUCGAAAACCAAGGACAAUUAAUACCUAAACGUUCAGCUCCUCCGCCACCGAAAGUAGCGCAAAAAGUCAUCCAAAUGAGCAGCGCUUCUGAUUUGAAUGGUACUAACCCCUCAGGAAAAGAUAACCAGCGUCGUGGACAUAAGAAACCAAAUAGUCUAGGUCCUCCACCGAAACCUACUCGCUCAAAUGAACCAUCAUAUCAAGCGGCACUAGCAAGGAGCCCCUCUGCUGGUAAUGGUCAAAAACAAGGGCUCCCGGGUGAAUCUCCCACUUCUCCAAAGUACGCGGCAAGUGGAUAUAGUUCACUUAAGGGAGCCCCCGCCAUCAACGUUCAUGGUGAGCCAAUUCAACAAUCUUCGACCAGUGAAAAAGAUAGUAAACCCCUCAAGUUUUUCGGUAGUUUAAUAUCUGAUUUUCUUGGGCCGAAAAAGAGGGUGGAAAUUUCAUCACCUUAUGAUCCGGUUCAUUUAACUCAUGUCGGAUUCAAUCAAGAAACUGGAGAAUUUACGGGUUUACCAAAAGAAUGGCAAACAUUAUUACAAGAGUCUGGUAUUUCAAAACAAGACCAACAAGCGCAUCCACAGGCAGUAUUGGAUAUUGUAGCAUUUUAUCAAGAUACAGCAGGUGGCAAAAAUCCAAAUGCAAUUUGGGAGAAAUUUAAUAACGCAAAGAUUGCAAAUAAAUCAUCUCCAUCUGUUACUCCAAGUUCACCAAAAGCGGUGGAUAAAAUAUUUGAGAAUCCCAGAACAGCACCGGUACCACCGGACAAGAGGAAACCUCCACCACCGACCGUCCCCACAAGACCAUCGAACCCAACGACGAAUCAGAAAAAUCACAAAGGUUCCAAAAACAAUUCUACGUCUCCCCCCAAGCCAUCGCGUAGCAACACGACGGACCCUCCGAGACUCCCGCCAAUAACACCAUUACCUCCCCUUGAAAGUAAGACGUUACCUCAUCCUCCACCAAAACCCAAGCCGCCUCGUCAUAAUCAAAAUAAUCAAGGGAACCCAACAAAUCCUUCAGCGUCAAAAACCCAAUCACCAUCAACUAACGUUGGUCAAGGUCCCAAAGUACCACAACAAGCAGGAAGCCAAAGACGCCCUCCUCAACGUAAUAAGCAAAAUAAGGAUUCUGGAAAUAUAAUUGAUAGAUUGAAUGCAAUUUGUAGUGAGGGAAACCCAGAGCUCUUUUAUACUAAUUUGGUCAAAAUUGGUCAAGGAGCUUCUGGUGGUGUAUACACCGCUUAUCAAAAGGGUACUAAUUUGUCUGUUGCUAUUAAGCGAAUGAACCUUGAACAACAACCAAAGAAGGAUCUCAUCAUAAAUGAAAUUUUGGUAAUGAGAGAAUCUAAACAUAAAAAUAUCGUGAAUUUCAUUGAUAGUUAUCUUUUUGCCGGAGAACUUUGGGUCAUUAUGGAAUAUAUGGAAGGUGGUAGUUUGACAGAUGUAGUAACAACUAAUAUCAUGUCGGAAGGCCAGAUUGCAAGAGUUUGUAUAGAGACGUUGAAAGGGUUAAACCAUUUACACGAAAAAGGUGUCAUUCACAGAGACAUCAAGAGCGAUAAUGUACUAUUAUCAUUGCAAGGAGACAUCAAAUUAACCGAUUUCGGUUUCUGCGCGCAAAUCAAUGAACAUAAUAACAAACGUACAACGAUGGUUGGCACACCAUAUUGGAUGGCCCCAGAGGUUGUAACACGCAAAGAAUACGGUCCCAAGGUUGAUAUAUGGUCAUUAGGUAUUAUGGCAAUUGAGAUGAUAGAAGGAGAGCCACCGUAUUUGAACGAGAAUCCUUUAAGGGCUUUAUAUUUAAUUGCAACAAAUGGUACACCACAAUUACAAAAUCCUAACGGUAUUUCACAACAAUUCAGAUUAUUUUUAAAUGAGUGUUUAGAAGUUGAUACAGAAAGGAGACCAACCGCCUCAGAACUUUAUGAUGAAAUAGAAGAGGGUAACAAAACCAUAAUUAAAUGUCAUCGUUUCUUAGAGAAAGCCGAUCAUCAGAAUACACUUGUGCCUCUAAUCAAAGCUGCACGAGAUAGUUCAAGGAAAUAA